UGCAAAUCUCAUGCAAGUUUCGAUCACACCCAAAGAUUAAGAAACGAAUUUUGAAUCAAAAUUUGAACACUUUUUUUAAUUUUGUUUCCAAUCGAGUCUAAUCAAGGGGGGAAAAAAUAAUGUUUGACCCUAUGGUUCAUCUAUUAUGAAAAAGCUAAUGGGCUUUUGGAGCAUUAGUUAGGCAGAAUGCCACUAGUCAGGAAGGAAAAAACUCAAAAAAGUGAAACAAAGAUGCCUGUGGACCUCUCAUAUUGGAGAAUGGAAAGCGUGGCGUUUAGUGGUUUUGUCGUUGUGAAUGUUUUUGUGGCUUCAUAUAAUGUGUGGGUGCUGUUUUGUGGGCGGUUUAUUCUUCGGACGAAACAUUCAUCAUCACCAUCAUCAAUGUCGCGAUAAGGAAGGGUAUCCAUCGCGUAACGUGGGGCAAGGAGAUAGAUAAGGUGACACAAUCUAAGGUUUGUUUUUCCACAUAUAAAUGAUUUUGUAAAUCUUUUCUCCAAAAUGAUGAUAUUCUACAAUGAUUUCUCAAGGUAUUUGGUGAUUUGGCGGUGACGGCGGGGCAAAUUUACCAUUCAAAUAAGCGAUAUAAGAAUACCGUGGCUCAUAAUAGCGACAUAACAUAAACCCGCAAGCUAAAAACAUCGACACAAGGAUUAGUGGUCAUGAGACAUGUGGCAUGUAGUGGUUGGUUGAGGAGGAGAGACGAGGAUCAUGCGAGGCCAACGAGAUAUAUGGCGUGUGGGCUUAGAUUGCGUGGCUGAAAUGCGACCUUGCUAUGUCGCCACUCCGGAUUGUGAUCUUUUGAAUAGACGACUUUGCUUAUGGCACCCCCACCUGAAAAAUCUCGUCCCGGUCGGGUAAUUCAUCACAGGACAUGGGUCGGGGCAGGUCAACCCAUAUGAGUACGUAAUUUAAAAGAAAAACAUUAGAAUUUUUAUUUUAUUAAAAUAACCAAGAAACAAACUAAAAUAUGAUAAUGUAGUUAAAUUAUUAAAAAAUAUGAGGUUCUCAACUAUUUAUAACUUCAUUUUAGCACAAUAUAAGGUAAAAAUAGUAAAAUUAUAAGUAAUUUGAGUAAAAUUAUAAGUAAUUUGAGUAAAAUUACAUGUAUUUUAGGCAUCAACGGGUUGAGAAUGGGGUGAGUCAAGGCGGAUCAGGUCGAGGAGAGUACCCAUGCUCGUCCCCCCCCCCCCUAUGGGUCGGGUCGGAUCCUCCUCAAAACAGAUUGAGUAAAACAGGUCAGGUCAAAAAUGAAAUCCAUAGUCACAAUGAGUGUGCUACCAUCUCAAGACAAUGGUGACCACUUUGGUAGUACCUCGAUGCUAGAUGACUCAGUGAUAUCCAUACUUACCCUUCUUGUAUGAUAUCAUGCUUGACAAUACCUUGAUGCUAGAUGACUUAGUGAUCUCCAUGUUGACCCCCUUGUAUGAUGUCAUUCUUGAUACCUAGGUUCUCUACCAUGUGGGGUGUGCAUGUUUGACACUCAGAGUCUUAAUGACCUCGUUGGGUAUUUACCAUGCUUCAUACCUUGGUUCUCUACCCAUAACGUGUAUCUUGUUUUGUGUAAAGAUGAAUGAGACAAUGAUGGGCUUACUCCAGCAUAGAAGAUCUCGCUCUUCUGUAGGUUACAUUUUAGACCAGAUACUUCAUAGAAACUAUCUAAAUCAUUUUCGUAACCUCAAAAGUUUCAUAUGACCCUUUUGUAAAGAUUAAUAAAUCAUUAGUACAUGAUCAAAUAAACUAAUUUUUACUAAAAGACUGAAGAAAGUAUGUUUAUUUGAACUCAAAACUAAAAUUUUGAUCUUGCUUGACUGCUUGAGGAUGAGGGUGCACAUGUCUACUCUUCUUGUAUGAUGUCAUGUUUGACGUCUAGGUACUUAUGGGGGUUGACGUCAUGGCAGUUGAUGAAUGCACACUAACCCCUUAAGGUGGCAUAAUACUUGUAGGGUCUUGAUGAGUGAUCUCAUGGUUGCCCCCUUGAAAAAUAUCAUGAUUGACACCUACGUGUUAAGUGGAUGCGCAUCAACCCUCUAAGAUGAUGUCAUGCUUGAGACACAAAUACUUGAUGGGUUGGGAUGUACGCAUUGACCCUCUAAGGUGAUGUCAUGCUUGAUGACUUGGAACGACGUAUACCCACGCAACCCCAUUGGAUGAUGUCAUGCGUGAUGGGUCAGUGGCGAGUAAGUCUCCACUUAUGUACCUUGCAUGACAUGGCAUAUAACUCAAAAGUCCAUCGCUCGUGCCCAACUUAAAUCAAUUUAAUUAACAUGGUUAUAUUGGCCUUAUAAAUCGCAACUUCUUCAAUUUAGUCCAUGUGGUAUUAAGUUAUUUAAGUGGUAAUUACAGUUUCAGAUGUCAAUGAUGAUAGGAGGGAGAUGAGUCGACAAGGGUAGAAGUGAUAUAUUUGAUUUUUUUUUGCUUUAUUUUAUUUUCUUCAUAUAAUUUUUUUUAUUUUAAAAUAGCAAUGUGGGGGUCUCUCUCUGACAACUAGGGGUGCUAAUCAUAUUGGUUUGGUAUAAGUUCACCAUUAAACAAAAAAUGCAUACAAAAAUUCGAACCAAUAAAGCCUAUCGAUUUACCGCCUGUUAUCGGUUCGAUAAGAAAUUAGGCAUCAACAAUAACAAUAAUUCAAAACAAUUUAACUAUACUUCAAUAUUUUAACAUAAAAUCAAUACAAUAAUUAUAAGUAACAAUAUCAAUACAAUAUCCACCAUUAUUUCAUAAUCUAAAUCCAAAUCCCAAAUUCCCAACAUAUAGAAUGAAAAAUAAUCAAUGUGUUCAUCCAAUUAGCGAGUGGCAACUAGCAAUACAUCAAACACCACAAGAUCAUAAUAUCAUAUAAACAUUGACAACCAUCAAAUAAACGAAGACUAUCAAGUGCGAGGUUUGCUCUUGCGACUAUGAAUGAGAGUUGGAGAGGGGUGACUUGCAGCUGCAGUUUCUGACUAUUUGACACAUUUGAGACUUCAGUGGAUGGUCGUUUGGAAUAGAUGUGGAUUACGAUAUUAGGAAUCGCGAUUUUUGUUGGUCUUGAAUAUUAAGACUUUUUCCCUUAGUCAAAAUCCAUACCGAACUAUUAUGAAACUAUCGAUUACCGACUAACUAUUUACGAGCCAUACGAGUAAUCUACUAUGAAUUUGUGUCACUAUUUGCAUCAAUUUGUAAUCUUCUGCAGAAAAAAAUGAAUUUGUAAUAAUAUUUUCCAAAUUUCAAUCGAACUGUUUUGAUUCAAAAUGUCAAAAUGUGGACCAAAACAUAAUUUACCCAUUUUCUUGGAAGAAGGCUUGCGUGAUCCGACAUCUAUGAAAUUUGUUAGUUGUGGGUAGCUUGUUGUGGGUAGCGUGGGUGCAAAAGUACCAAAUUAAGGGAAUAAAAUCUUCUUAUUAGUACUGUUAGUACUUGGAUUUGGAGAAAGGUCCUCAAAUGUCGAGGGCUGGCGCAACAACACAUAUCUGGUUCUGGGGACACAUUGGCAUGGGUUGGAGUCACUCUAGCUAAAUACUCGGUCAAGCUUGUCUGGGAAUCCAUUAGAGAUCCCUCCUCGAAGGUUACAUGGUAUCAGGCUGUCUGGGGCAAGCCAAUCUUUCUGAAACAUAGUGUGUUGUUGUGGCUUGUUGUAUUAGACAGAAUCAAAACAAAGGACAGGUUGUCUAAAUGGGGGAUUCAUUGUGAUCCUUGUUGUGUACUUUGUCCUGAGGGUCUUGAAAGUAGAAACCAUUUGUUCGACAUCUUCGCUUCUGGUUCUACUGUUUUGAAGAAAGUAUUGCACAAGGUUUGUGUUUGGUAUGAGUUUGGGGAUUGGCAUUCGCAGUUGGUUUGGGUAGAACAACAAUGGAUGCAAACAAAUGAUGCAGUUGUUGUUGGGAGACUCUUAUGGGUCACAGGAAUAAGUUUUAUAUGGCGAGAAAGAUGUGCGAGAUUGUAUAGCACCUCAACAGCUCUCUCCCCAGAUGAAGUCUCACUCUAAGUUAUUGAAGGAGUUCACAAUUUUUGCUCAAAGCCAUGUUCCCUUCCAUUUGAGAGUACAACGAGUGUUAGGGAAUUUAUUUCAGUAAUAUUUGUUUUCAUUUUCUACAAAAUUUGAUGGUCGUAACUGUAAGUUGACAUUUUGAGAGGGAGUUUGCGAGAACUAUCCGAAUUUCAAUACAAUUUUUGAUUAACCAUAAAAAAAUCUACUUUAAAUUCGUGUCACUAUUGCCUCAAUAACUGAAUUUGUAACCUUCAAUCGGACCGUUUCGAUUGAAAAUGUCAAAAUGUGGACCAAAACGUAAUUUACCUAUUUUCUUACUUACUAUCAUUCAGCUCGAUUCUGUUUCUUUCGUACACGUUGGUUCAGGUGAUGCAGAAAAUCAGAAUAGUUCUUUGGAAGUCUACCACCGGCAACUUCCUUCAGUCCUCCCUAUCCACAAUUAUUCCAAAAUUUCCAAUGCCCAACGUCCGUCCGAGUUUCAAGCAUCUCUGAUCUCUCUGUAGCUUUCCUAUUCAUCCCUCUCUCUCCCUCACUUUGUCAUCAUCGGAACGCAAUCGGAAAUCGGCAUCUCGUCGGAGCUUCUAUUAAACACAAUUCCCAAUUCUCCCAAACUUCACUCUCCCUACUGAUCAAUCAACCUUCGAUUGGAUCAAUCCCACCUCUGUUCGAUCGCUCCCAAUCGAAAAUUCGCCAUGGAUCCCAACCCCAAAUCCUUCCCGAUCCUCUCCUACGUCAUGCAGCGCCUCCCGUCGAUCAGCCCCAGGGCGGCCCUUUCCCCCUCCUCCGCUCGUCCUCCGCUCACCGCCUUCGACAUCGAGCAACAGCCGCUCCGCUCUUCCUCUGCCUCAUCUUCCCCUUCCUCGUCGCCCUCCGGCCAGACCCGCCUCCUCUCCGCGAUGCCCAAUCUCAAGGACCCGGAGCUGCUCGCCUCCAUGACCACCGCCAUCGCCGACGUCUCCCAGACCCGGGCCAUCCUCCGCAGGCUCGGGCCCCGCCCCGACCACGAGACCGUCGACGACGCCAAGGCCAAGCUGGCCGACAUCGAGGCGAAUCUGUCGAAGCGCCUCGAGGAGAUCGUCCUCACCCCGCGGCCCGAGGAUGUCGAUCGGCUGGAUUGGAGGGAGCAGCUGGCGAAGAAGGAGGACGACUGCCGGAAGAUCGCCGAGAAGGAGAAGAGCCUCUACACGACGAUUGUCCAGCUGGAGGAGAUGCACGUAGGGUACGAUAGGCUGUUGAAGGAGGCCGAGCAGCGGCUGGUUCAGAUGUACGAGAACGCCGAGCGGGUUGAAGGUGAGGAAGAAGAGGCACCCCCCAAGGAGGAGGUGAAUGAAGACGUCGUUAGGGUUCUUCAAGAGGCUUCGGGGAAGGGAAUUGAUACGGUGGAUUUGUCCGCCAGGAAGCUCAGGUACUUGCCCGAGGCAUUUGGCAAGAUUCAUGGCCUGAAGUUGCUUAAUCUCUCCAACAAUCAACUUGAGAUGGUUCCUGACUCAAUAGCUGGGCUAGAAUAUCUUGAAGAGCUCAACCUUGCUUCAAAUCUUCUGCAUGUGCUACCCGAUUCAAUUGGAUUGCUGCUUAACAUGAAAGUCUUAAAUGUCUCCAGCAACAAGCUAGAAGCUUUACCAGACUCCAUUGCUCACUGCAGGUCGUUGGAAGAAUUGGAUGUGAGCUUCAACCGACUUACCUACUUGCCUACAAACAUCGGGAAUGAGAUGGUGAAUCUCCACACAUUCUCUUUCCAGCUAAACAAGGUCCGAUCUAUCCCCAUGUCCAUUGGCGAGAUGAAGUCGCUUCGCCAUCUUGACGGACACUUCAACGAGCUCAAUGGCCUUCCACACACAAUUGGGAAGCUGACAAACCUCGAGACCCUGAACCUGAGCAACAACUUCACCGACUUGAGGGAGCUCCCCGAAACUUUUGGCGAGCUGUUGAGCCUCAAGGAGCUCGAUCUCAGCAACAACCAGAUCCAUGCGCUGCCCGAUACCUUUGGGAGGCUGGAGAAUUUGGUGAAGCUGAACUUGGAGCAGAAUCCUCUCGUGGUUCCGCCGGUGGAAGUUGUGAAGGAAGGGGUACAAGGCGUGAAGAGGUACAUGGCUCAGAGGUGGAUUGACAUACUGAUGGACGAAGAGAAGAAGGCCAUACUCGAGACACAAGAGGAAGGCGAAUCAGGAUGGUUAACCCGCAGCACUUCCUGGUUGAAGAACACCGCCGCGACUGUUUCCGGGUAUGUCAGCCCGAAAGCCCCCAGGGAUCCUUAUCUUGAUCAGCAGCUAUAAGAGAAUUCUCCCAAGUUUCCCCUCAGCAAAUUUUUGAGCAUCCCACUUGAUAUUGUACUACUUGAUGUUUUGGUCGUUUUUCUGGUUUGGUUUUCCAUCUUUUUCAAGAUAGAAAGAGAACAGUAAAGCAAGGUUUUUUGUUUCUCAUUUCCCAUUCAUAGACAUGUCGCAACAGGGGCUAUAGUUUCUUUCAUAUGAAAUCAAAUCUCAGUUUUGGUACACGAGGUUAGUUUUUUUUGUUUAGUUUUGCACGUUCGAUGUUGAUGUAUGAACUAACUGCUGCUAUGCUAUUUCUCAAUCCGUGAAAGUUGUCAGGAAAUAAAGAAUUUGUUAGAAAUAUGCCUUUAACAUUAUUAUAAUUGUUAUCAUUAUUUUUCUGUGAAAAUUAUUAUUAUUAUUAUGAUUAUUAUUAUUAUUAUAGUUUGGUGUUCGGAGGUAUGUCAUUUAAAUACGACGUGAAAAUAUGUAUUCUAAACUUCUAAUGAUUUUAAAUUUAAUUUCAAUUUUCAAAAUUCUGAUGAUCUUUCAUUAAAGAUAGAACAUUGUAUUGUUAAUGGUUAUAAUCUCGCGAAUAUCAUUCAUGACCUGUCUAAAAAAGUGUAACACAAAUAGGAAACCGAUAACUAAAACAUUUUAACUAAUAUUUGUUUCUCUUAUUUGAGAAACAAUACAUAGUAAUAUAAAAAAAUUUUAUGUUAUUAUAAGCAAUGGAAUAAUAAAUUAAUAAGAAAAUAAUAUUUCUCAUUUAUACUCUAUGUUAUGAAAAAAUUAUAUUUAUCAACCAACAUACACAAAAAUUAGCUGAAAGACAAUCUUAUUUACUCGACAAAUAAAAUUAUACCUCUAUUGUAGUAGCCACCCUGCUUAUGUAUAUAAUCACAUCAGGUGUCCAUGAUAACUUCAGUCUGACUUCAUGAUUUUCAUUUUACCACAGUUAGUUCAUGUUAAGCCAAAUAACUUUAAAUUAAAUAUAUGGUUAAUUACUCUAUAAGAUAAAAGAAUUAAAUAAGUGAAAUAAUCCACACAAUUGGUUUUUCGGAAUUUUAAUUCAUUUAAACUCACCCAGGUGCAAUCAUGUCGGAUUAUCAAGAGGUUUAAGGUUUAGCGACUAACCAAACUAAAACUUUCAAAGAGUUGGUCACUUAUAGUUUGCAAAAAAAUAUCGUUGCUUUAUGGUAAUUCUAAAAAUUAAUACUAAGUUAAGAAUUAUAUAUUAUUUCUAGACAUUCAAUAUUGCAAUUCAAUAUAAUCAACAUAUGAUGAAACAUAAAAAGUACUAUUUUAGAUCUCUUUGUCAUGGCUGGAAUUGCAUGAUUUCCACAUUUAUAAGCCUUAUUCACUUGCAUUUGCUUGAUAAUAACUCAAGGUGCAUAUAGUAAUUCUAGAAUUGCGUUUAUCAUUGUGAUACACUUUUGGUUGUGUUUCAUGUAUUUUGAAAAAAAGCAUCUUAGAAUACCACCUUGCUCAAAUUGGAGACGUUGUAGAUUAGUCAGGAGGAUAAAAAUAGGGUUAAUUGCAAGUUUGGUCACUAGGUUUUCUAAAAACGUUCACGUUUGGUCACUAGAAAUAUUUAAUUCCAUUCGUGGUCACUAAAAAUAGUUAGACAUUCCAAGUUUGGUCACUCUCCGUCCAACUCCGUUAACUUCGGCUGACGUGGCAGUCAAAUUUCAUAGCUGACUGUUAAAUAUGUGACGUGGCAAUUAAAAAAUAAAUAAAUAAUAAAAUUUAAUCAUUUGAACUUUCCACCUCAUUUUCACAAAUAUUCAAAAAUAAAAAUUAAUUUUAUAU
This is a messenger RNA of Linum trigynum, 8028 nucleotides long. The record is from the annotation of a GenBank genome assembly. NCBI's taxonomy places the organism in Eukaryota, Viridiplantae, Streptophyta, Magnoliopsida, Malpighiales, Linaceae.